Messenger RNA from Metarhizium brunneum ARSEF 3297, 789 nucleotides. RefSeq names its product Protein IMPACT (gene YIH1). Gene Ontology annotation, biological process: GCN2-mediated signaling; regulation of translational initiation. Gene Ontology annotation, cellular component: cytoplasm. Gene Ontology annotation, molecular function: protein binding. Lineage: Eukaryota; Fungi; Ascomycota; Sordariomycetes; Hypocreales; Clavicipitaceae. The record is from RefSeq and is a predicted model, not a curated record.
AUGUCAGACGAGCUGCUGGACGAGGUGGAAGCAAUAAACUCUAUAUACGGUGACGGGACACUCGCACCCACGGAAGAUGAGUCCUCAUCAACAUAUAUUCUCAAGCUACCCGGUGACGCAUCAUCGCUUAGAAUCCGGUUUCCGGAUGCAUAUCCCGCACAACCACCCCUAGUCCUGGGCACGCACCACUCCUCGGGGGGCGUCAGAGGCGCCGGAGCGAGAGACGUACGUCUAUUCAAGGACAUACUGCCGAGCGUCUUCCAGGAGGGCAGCGUGUGCCUGUUUGACGCGGUGGAAGAGUUUGGCAGACGGGUCGAGGAGCAGGCCCCCGGCCCCGAGGAGACGCAGGACGGGCCGGAGGACGAGGAGCCGACGCCGCGGGAGGAGGAGGAGGCCCUGCCGGCCCCGGACUGGACACUGUCCGCGGUCGUUGUGGAGAACAAGUCGACGUUUGUGGCGAGGGUAGCGAGGGCGUCGUCGCCCGAGGAGGCGAGGAGCCACGUCGCGCACCUGCUGGCGUCGGACAAGAAGGUGCGGCUGGCGACGCACAACAUCACGGCAUGGAGGAUACGCGGCCACGGGGCCACGCAGUUCCAGGACUGCGACGACGACGGGGAGACGGCGGCCGGGGGCAGGCUGCUGCACCUGAUGCAGGUCAUGGACGUGUGGGGGGUGGUCGUGGUUGUGAGCCGGUGGUACGGCGGCGUGAAGCUGGGCCCGCGGCGGUUCGCGGUUAUUAAUGGCGUCGCGAGGGACGGCAUGGUUCGCGCGGGUGUCGCUGGGAAGUGA